Messenger RNA from Tyto alba (common barn owl), 2449 nucleotides. Its product is annotated as protein phosphatase 1 regulatory inhibitor subunit 16B-like. Gene Ontology annotation, molecular function: enzyme inhibitor activity; protein phosphatase regulator activity; protein binding. The record is from RefSeq and is a predicted model, not a curated record. Gene Ontology annotation, biological process: establishment of endothelial barrier; regulation of sprouting angiogenesis. Lineage: Eukaryota; Metazoa; Chordata; Aves; Strigiformes; Tytonidae. Gene Ontology annotation, cellular component: cytoplasm. Bases 289 to 2004 code for a protein of 571 amino acids. The transcript is spliced from 11 exons.
GCGGCCGCAGCCGGAGCCGGAGGCGGGCGGGGGCCGGGGCUGCGCGGCGCCGCUGCCUGCCUGCCUGCCUGCCUGCCUGCCUGCCUGCCUUCGGGGCGGCCGGGCCCGCGGAGCUGCGCGGAGCUGCCGCGGCUUUCCACCAUCUUCUCAUCAGACACUGCGAUGGGCCCUUCCCAGCUCGGCCUCAAGAUGCUGGUAUAGCAGCAGGCAGCUGCGACCCAGAGGACCUGCGGUGGGACGUCGUUUCCCGCUGGGACAUCCUUCACCCCCUCUCUCUCGGCAGAAGCGAUGGAUGCCCACGUGGACCUCCUGACGGAGCUGCAGCUGCUGGAUAAGGUGCCCACGCUGGAGAGGCUGCGGGCAGCCCAGAAGCGGAGGGCUCAGCAGCUGAAGAAAUGGGCACAGUAUGAGAAGGAGAUGCAGCAUAAGAAGAGGAAGCAUGAAAAGAAGAGAAAUGCUGUUAACAGAAAGAAAGUGUCUUUUGAAGCCAGCGUCGCUCUGCUGGAGGCUUCUCUGAGGAACGACUUGGAGGAAGUGUGUUACUUGCUGAAGAGCAACAUCAGCCCAGACCUGUGCAAUGAAGAUGGAUUAACUGCACUGCAUCAGUGCUGCAUAGACAACUAUGAAGAGAUAGUCAAGCUUCUCCUCAACCACGGGGCCAAUGUCAACGCAAAGGACAAUGAGCUGUGGACUCCGUUGCAUGCAGCAGCUACGUGUGGUCAUAUCAACCUGGUGAAGAUCCUCAUCCAGCAUGGAGCAGACUUGUUGGCAGUGAAUGCAGAUGGCAACAUGCCGUAUGACCUCUGUGAAGAUGAGCCAACUCUGGAUGUCAUUGAGACUUGCAUGGCCUAUCAAGGAAUUACACAGGAGAGGAUCAAUGAGAUGCGGGCUGCUCCAGAGCAGGUCAUGAUCUGUGACAUUCAUGACAUACUUGCGACUGGACAAGAUCUGAACAGGACUGAUGCCCAAGGUGCUACGCUGCUGCAUAUAGCUGCAGCCAAUGGUUACCUGCACGCAGCUGAAGUCCUCCUUGACCAGGGGGCAAGCCUGGAUGUUAAGGAUUGGGACGGCUGGGAACCUCUUCAUGCUGCUGCUUUCUGGGGACAGAUGCAGAUGGCCGAGUUGCUUGUGUCCCAUGGGGCUAGUUUGAGUGCCAGGACAUCUUUGGAUGAGAUGCCAAUAGAUCUGUGUGAAGAGGAAGAAUUCAAAGUAUUACUUCUGGAGUUGAAACACAAACAUGAUGUGAUCAUGAAGUCUCAGCUGAGGCAUAAAUCCUCCCUGAGUCGAAGGACCUCCAGCACCGGCAGCCGGGGGAAGGUGGUGAGGAGGGCCAGCCUUUCGGACCGAACAAACCUUUACAGGAAGGAGUGUGAGAAAGAGGCCAUUGUCUGGCAGCAGCUGGGGGCAGCAGAAGAAGGAAGAAACUCAGUUCUCAUUGCAGAAAUUGGGGAGACUCGUUCUGACCAGGAGAAUACAGACCCCAAUUCAAUGCUGGAGAACUCUUCCCUCCUUCCGGAGCUAUCAAACAAAAGCACCCAGUGUGACUCUGAGAUCCCCCUCCAGAAUGGACUCAUGGCGUCUGCCAGCACUUACCAGUACACCUUUUCCAACGGGGACGUUUGGAGUAUGCACGCUGACCCUGACAGUAAUCCAGGCCACGUGCUGCCCUACAGCAACCCCGGGCUCCCUGACACACAGCAGUUCUGGGGUGCCUACAAGGAGCAUAACCAUCAGACGCUCUCCGAACUUAAGCGGCAGCGGGCUGCAGCCAAACUCCUCAAUCACCCUUUCCUCAGCACCCACUUUGGCAGCGGCGUGGGAGGAGUUGCCGAGAAUGGGGGUGAGGCCAAGUCGCACCUAAUCGGAUCCAGGACUUCUCCCUACAGCUCCAAUGGGACCUCAGUGUAUUACACAGUGUCCAGUGGCGAUCCACCCCUCUUGAAAUUCAAAGCUCCCAUGGAAGAAAUGGAAGAGAAGGUGCAUGGGUGCUGCAGAAUUUCCUAGUCUCAUGUUUCUCACCACAGAGGAAACAAGAUGUGGAUGGGCUGGGUGGAUCUAUUGCAGCAGCCAGGUUGUUUGCAUUCCAAAGGGAGAAUUUGGUUAUGGACAUCCUGACUGUGGCGGCCUCGUUCAUCCUGAUUUGUACUUUACCCUGCCAGUUACCUCCACUGCAGUUGCAUGAAUAAGGCAGGUGGAGCAAGUCUCUUAGGAGAGGAAGGGAUGUGCAUCAAUAUGAUGUAAAAAGAGUCACCCUAGUCUUGUUCCCUGGGAAAGAAGGUAUGGUGCACUGCCUCCCUGUCCUUGGGAAGUCAUGAGAUGCCUUGGAACAAAGAAGGGAUCUGAAUUAAAAUCUUUGCAUCUGAGCCUCUUGCUGUAAGUCACCAAGCUUCUGGAAGGUGACAGGUUUUUUCACUCUUGGGUGAUGCUUUUAUCCUGGAGGGGAGAUCAA